GUCCUGGCCUGCCCUCUUCCUGCAGGGAUGAAGACACCAGUGGGGAGUGGGCUGUGAGUCCACAGCAUGGGAGGCGGCCCAGGGGCUGGUAGGGGCCCCACACCCAGCCCAGGAAGGAGCAGGAGGGUCCCAGGCCCUCAGCUGUGGAGGGGGAGCAGGCGCUGGUCCGCAGCCCAGGCAGCCUACCCCCCCCCCCAUUUCCUGUUAGGGAUGGGAGGGAGCAGUAGGCCUGACUGCUCCCUUGACUCCCUGGCCUGAAGCCUCUCAAAGGGCAGGGUGGCUCAUGACCUGCUCUGGGUUGUUGGCGUCUGCACUUUUUUAGGGCCUCCCAAAUUUCAGCAGGACUUGAGGCCAGGGGACCCACAGGGAAGGAGAAGGCCCAGCGGCUACUUAGGGUGACCUGGUCUGAGCAGAGGAGUAGACCCAGUGCCUCUAGGCUCCUUUUAACUCCCCCAGACUCCCACUGUAGCCAGGGUCCUUCCCAGGCCCCGGAGGCCAGCCAUCUGCCUGUGGCCUGGACCUUCUCUUUCUGUGGGAUCAGAGAAUGUGAGUGAGGGACAGCCUGGGACAGGUGGGACGGGAGAACCAGGCAGCAGAGGCCCUGCUCCCAGGGUGUGUGGUGGAGAUGUCCACAGAGGUCUCAGCACUAAUGGAAACCAGUUAGACAAACAGAGGGGAGGCCAGGCUGGAGGGCGGCUGGCCGGGCGGGGCUUGUUUUUCCAGAAUGAAGGCGGGAGGAGCCUGGGGUCGAGUUCCCACAUGGAUUCUGGGGUGGGAAAUGGGCCCCACCCAGCCCAGAAAAGCCAGGACCCUCAGGUCCUGGGGCUGGUCCUGGUGGCCCUCGGUCCCCUCUUGUCCCCUGCCAUGCAGCAGCCCCAGGGGUAGAAGCCCUGUCUGAAGACUUGAGAACCAAGGCAGGGUUCAGAAUCCUGCCCCCAGGGCUUGGGCCUGUGAGGAUUCCAUCCAAAUGGGCUGCGGACUGCAUGCAAGGGUUCUGCGGUUGUUUAGAAUCUUCUUUCUUUUCUUUUUGUCUUGAGGUUUGCUUAACGAGCAGGAGUGGGUUUGGUGCACAGUGCCUGCUCUGUUAUUUUACAUCUGUUUAUGUGACUUUGUAAGUUUUCCCAGAGCUUCAAAUUUGUGCCUUUCCUUCAGUGGUGAGUGGUUGGGGGUCCUACGCCCUGCCUCCCCUGGGUGGGGGUCUUCCAGGGGCACAUAACCUGGGUCAGACUUCAGGGUCACGAGGAGGCUCUGUCCAGGUCGACCACCUCUCUGGCCUCAGUGCCAGGGGCACUACCCUGCCUCCCUGGUUGGCUCCUCUGGGUCCUAAAGAGGACUGCGCUGCAGUGCCCAUAAUGCUGUUCCCAGAGAGCCCACCAGGGUCCCUGGAAGGGUGCCAAGGUCCUCCUCAGCUAAGAGGCAGAGGCAAAGGGCCAUCUGGCACAGGGGCCAGUAGGUGGGAGGCAGCUCUAGUGGGGGACGCCAGAAGUUGGGGGACACAGGAGCCCCCACCAGGAAGUCCCAGAUGUCACUGAUACCCACAUGGCCUCAGGGGUCCUACCUCAGGCUCUGUUACCCCCACAAGGACUGGGCUACUACCCCUCCCUAUGCUGGCCAGUGAGUGUCCAGCCAGGGCUCCACUCCACCCUGCAGGGCAGGUUGGCUGCAAGGCAGCCCCUCCCCACCAGGCCAGCCAAGGAUGGGGAGGCCAAGGGGCUGGAGCAGCGGGAGUGGGCGGGGCACAGACCGCAGGCCCAGGGCUCCGUGAUGUCACGGCGGGGGCUAGGCGGGGGGAGGUGGUCGGCUGUUUUUCUGGAGAGUUAGGCUGGAGGGAGACAAAGCCAGAGGGGCUGGGCUGGCGCCAUGGAGCUGCCGUCCGGCGCCCUGCUGUGGAAACUCCUGCUCCUGGAGAGCUUUGCUGUCCUCCUGUCCUCAGGGCCCUCAGGGUCUCCAACAGCUGGCAGCUCGGUGGUAUCUGAGUCGGCAGUGAGCUGGGCAGCGGGUACCCAGGCCGUGUUGCGCUGCCAGAGCCCCCGCAUGGUGUGGACCCAAGACCGGCUGCACGACCGCCAGCGUGUGGUCCACUGGGACCUCAGCGGCGGACCUGGAGGCCCAGCGCGCCGACUUGUGGACAUGUACUCUGCUGGGGAGCAGCGCGUAUACGAGCCGCGCGACCGGGGCCGCCUCCUUCUGUCGCCCUCCGCUUUCCACGACGGCAACUUCUCACUGCUUAUCCGCGCGGUGGAGGAGGGCGACGAGGGGCUGUACACCUGCAACCUGCACCACCACUACUGCCACCUCUACGAGAGCCUGGCCGUGCGCCUCGAGGUCACCGACGACCCCCAAGCCGCACGCGCGUUCUGGGACGGCGAGAAGGAGGUGCUGGCGGCGGUGCGCGGCGCGCCCGCGCUGCUGACCUGCGUGAACCGCGCGCACGUGUGGACCGACCGGCACCUGGAGGAGGCACAGCAGGUGGCGCACUGGGACCGGCAGCCGCCGGGGGUGCCGCACGACCGAGCCGACCGCCUGCUGGACCUGUAUGCGUCCGGAGAGCGCCGAGCCUACGGGCCGCCCUUCCUGCGCGACCGCGUGGCGGUGGGCGCCGACGCCUUCGCCCGCGGGGACUUCUCGCUGAGCAUCGACCCCCUGGAACCGGCUGACGAGGGUACCUACUCCUGCCACCUGCACCACCACUACUGCGGCCUGCACGAGCGCCGGGUCUUCCACCUGAGGGUCACUGAGCCCGCCGCGGGGCCGCCUCCGCGGGCCUCGCCCGGCAACGGCUCGGGCCACGGCAGUGUCCCUGGCCCAGACCCCACGCUGGCGCGAGGCCGCAGCGUCAUCAACGUCAUCGUCCCCGAGGGCCGGGCCCACUUCUUCCAGCAACUGGGCUACGUGCUGGCCACGCUCCUGCUCUUCAUCCUCCUGCUCAUCACUGUGGUCCUGGCCACACGCCAGCGCCGCCGCGGAGGCUACGAGUACUCGGACAAGAAGUCGGCAAAGGCCCCAGGGAAGGAUGUAAAUUUGGCGGAGUUUGCUGCGGCCAAAGAGGACCAGGCUCCUUACAGGAGUGACGACAUUCAACUAGAUUACAAGAACAACAUCCUGAAGGAGAGGGCUGAGCUGGCCCACAGCCCCCUGCCUGCCAAGAGCAUUGACCUGGACAAAGAGUUCAGGAAAGAGUACUGCAAAUAAAGGGAGCCUGGGCUCCUGGCUGGCCAGCAGCUCUGCCUUGGAGGAUGUCCCCUGACCUUGCCAUGCUCACCGGGCUCCUUUCCAGCGGCUGGCCCGCUUGCUUUCCUGGAACUUGGUCCAGACUGGCCAGAGUGGCUGCCCUCACUCCCUCUUCCAGGAAUAACCCUCAUUCUCCUAGGGACUCUGCCACAGUGGCUGCCACACUUUGGCCACCUUUGUCCACUGGUGGCCCUGUCCCCACUUCUGCCACAGCCAAGAUCCUCGAUGUUCACCAAGCCUUCAGGCCCUCCUGGCUUCUCCCUGCUAGGGGCAGGAAGAUGUUCAGAGAAGCUCAGUCAGAACCUGGUGGCUUAGGAAGCUGGGAGGCUGGCACAUCCCCUUUUUUCAGGGGAGCUCUGUGCCACUGUGAGCCCCCAAGGGCCUGUCUGAACUGCACUGCCCAGCAUCCCUUCUGGGUGCUGCCUGAUCUGUGCUGGGACUGAGGACUCCAGGCCCUCUGUGCUGCUUUGGGCCAAUGGGGCUACCCCUUGGCUCUGCCUCUGCUUUUGACCCUUUAUCCAGCUUUCUCUCCCUUUUUUCCAUGGCCCACUUGACAGUCACUGGGCUCCUUACGACCUUGACCAAUGCCCCUCCCCGGGCUGGAGUCUGGGGCUGGGGCCACAUCCUGGCUUUUGUUUUGACUGAGGAUAGAGUUUGGGGUGAGGACAAUUCUAUGUGCUGCCACACUUGGUCUUGUUGGGGGUUUUGCCACAUCACAAUAAAGGCCACAUUUGACUUUUA
Molecule: messenger RNA, 3972 nt
Organism: Marmota flaviventris (yellow-bellied marmot)
Lineage: Eukaryota; Metazoa; Chordata; Mammalia; Rodentia; Sciuridae
Gene: Mxra8
Product: matrix remodeling associated 8
Biological process (GO): cell differentiation; cell adhesion
Cellular component (GO): cell surface; membrane
Source: RefSeq, a predicted model, not a curated record